This is a messenger RNA of Capsaspora owczarzaki ATCC 30864, 1233 nucleotides long. RefSeq lists its product as hypothetical. The transcript has a single exon. Bases 1 to 1233 code for a protein of 410 amino acids. The record is from RefSeq and is a predicted model, not a curated record. NCBI's taxonomy places the organism in Eukaryota, Filasterea, Ministeriida, Capsasporidae.
AUGCUCGCGCUGCCGCCGCCAGAUCGGCUCGCCAGUGUCGGCCCGGCGCUUCAGGAUUAUCGCUUUGUAAGGCAGGACACCGAGCUGUGGAAGGCACUCCAUCAUGGCGUCGUUACAUCGAGCGGCAUUGCGACCAUGGCUGGCUUGAGGGAACGGCAAGCAGUUGGGCUUCUCGGCUUGGCAAAGCACUAUGUCAAGCACGACGCCAUCCGCGAAAUUGUACAAUCGUUGCGCGAGGCCCGAUUGCAUGACAGCGACCUUCAUCAUCAACAGGAAGAUGCCAUUGCCGUGGCAUUGCGAGCGAUGCACUUGUCUGGCUCGCCAAAGAACCCGCAAGCCAGUCCGACCAACGACCACGUGCUCACAGCAUACAAUUCGCCAUCAACCAAGGAACUGGGCUCCAAAAUCCAUGUCGGAGAAUCGCUGCCACACAGGCCAGUGGCGUCGGCCUUAAGCGAGUUUCCCGACGCCACUGCCGCCCGCCUCCGCUGGGGCUCUGCACAAGAGCCCAGCAGCGUUCUUUCCCUGCUGGACAUUUUCCCAGCCCCGAACUAUCGUGUGGCCGAGUGCGGCAUGUUUUUGCUCGACUGGGAUGCAGAAGGCGUGACGAGCAGAAUGAACCAGCUGGGCUUUACAAGAGACAUGCUCCCGCCCCUUGGCGCGUCGCCAGACGGUCUGCUCUUUCACCGGCCUGUCACAGAGCAUCAUGCCAACAAUGCGGAUUGUGUCGUGGAUCCAGAUACCGCCAAGUACGUGCCGUUUGACGUCUCUCUCGCCACCAUGUCUCCGAGAGCGGAGAUUCUCGAAAUCAAAAACACCUGCCCAUUCGUCGAGGCCAAGGGCCAAGGGAAGCAUAAAUUCCGGUGGUUGGCCAUGCAGCCACAAGAGCAGAUUGCCUCAAUGAACAUUCCCCAGCUGCAACUGCAAAUGUUUGUGGCCAAUGUGCAGUCCGCCCUGUACAUCUCCGUCUCUGCGACACGAGGGCUCAACAUAUUCCGGGUUAUGCGCGAUGAUGAAUACGUGCGACUUUUGCUGCGGUUGGUGCACUUCACCUACAAGCAUUGCGUUGUCGACGGGAAUGAGCCGGUUGAGGAUUUGCACGCAGGUCGUCCAGAGCUUCGGCAGCUUGUUCAGCGCACACUCGCAAUAUCUCGCAGCACUCCAAUUCUUGAGCAUGUUUCAGGGUCGCAUGUGCAGCGCAUUCCCGACAACUCGGCCACAUUCUUGUCCUGA